AUGCCUCCUCGGCGGGCUCGGGCCCCCUCAAUUGAUAAUACCACUGGGCCGGCGAAGCGAAAGCGAUUGAAAACAGCAAAAGCCCUAGAGACGAAUACAACAACCGGCUCGCCGUCGAGGGUAGUUAUCGUACGUACGAGGGCGAGGGCGAGGGCGCAGGCGUCAGAGCCAGCGAAGACCCCAGUUAAGCCACCUCGACGCCGUCGGGUAGUGGUGAUCCCUUCCCCAGCCCAGAGGGUUGCUCAGUUAGCAGAAACAGAGACAGGAAUAACUCAACAAAACCUCGAAGUUGACGAAGUCGAGGAAACCCAACCGGCAGGCCACUAUGAACACCAAGCUAUUGGGCAGUCAACGCCGGGCCAGCGACUUCAAUAUAACCUCAACCUCGAUGAGGAUCCUUUUGCUGUUACGCCGGCAAGGCCUGGUCGACGGCCUUUACCUGAUACCCCAACUCCUCGACGAACGCAACCACAGUCAAUCAAUUUAACUGUUACGUAUACUCCUCUCUUCUCAGGCGGUCGCUCGCCGCCAAAGCUUCCUGAGACUAUAUACAAGUGGAUAUUUGACGAGGAGAGCGAAGUUGGUCAUAAGUUGAUUAUCCAGUGGUCGAAAAUCGAGAGGGAUUUGGCGAAGCGAAUCGACGCCCGUUUAAGGGCACAAUAUAAUAUCGAGAAGAGCUGGAUUACCACGAAAAUCGCCUGGAGAAGAAUAGGAUUAAAAGCAGUAACUAUUGUAUACCGCGAAGAAUUCGCUGUUGACAGUGGCAACUGGCCGGUUGUUCCAUGGUAUGAUAUUUCGAAGCAAAUUAUCGAGAAUAGUCGCCUUGGUGAGGUUCUUCUCGAUGUUGAACUGGCCUACUCUGUCACUCCUACUGUAGCCGCAGUAGGAGAGCUAGAAGGCGUAGGAUCACCACGAGGGCGACCGUCUCGACUUAGUCAACGUCAGACUGUAACAAAUACGAUGCUUCAAGCGAUUGAAACAGAAGGCGAUCGAAAGAGGAAGUUAUUUCGAGACCUUCUUCGCCAUAAUCAGUGUAACGAUUCAGCAACCUGUCAGAAUACCUCGUCAGCUGAUCCAACAGUUAACUGGUGCUGGGUCAACGCAAGAAAACACUAUAAACUGACCGUAUUUGAUUUCGAGAAGUGGCAAGAAGCUAUUCAGAAGGGCGAGGAAGGCGUAUCAAUAUCAAACCCGCCUGCCCGCCUAAUUGUUGAUCUUGUUCAGCGUGAACAACGCGAUAUGAAAAAGCCCGAUAAAUCAGCAAAUCGAGGAGGCCAAAAUAGCCUAGGUGAAAAGUCUGCUAAUAGAGGGCUUUCAGACACACAAGACCCAGCAAAUACUGCCAAUAAUAAUAGCGCAGUAGUCAACUUCUAUGGCCUACCUCCGCCAGGCGGCCCAACGCAAUAUUGGCCAAAGUUGCCGCCGCCAACGAUGCCGCCCCAAUAUUGGGAUCUUGAGCCUCAAUUUCAACCGCAGUCAGGUGAUUACUCUGCCCGUCGGCAAGUAGAGGCUCCGAUUCUUGAUGAGUUCGUUUCGUGGUUUCUAGCUGUGAACGGCAAGAAGUUGGGUAUUGACGAAGUGAAAUUUACUCCGUUAAAGGCUUCAAUAGUCAGUCUCCGCGUUAUUCGUGAUUACCCAGACAGCUGGUUCAAGGAGGUAGGGUUUUCACCACAACUUACCGCAGCAGUGAGAAAAUCGAUCAAACUUUUCACUACAACACAGCAAUUUUACCUCCAACAGAGCGAACCUCUCGCCGCUGUACAAUCACUCGUACAGGCAACGAAAAAGCCAGCAGUUGACCGUGAGGUUGAAGACGAAGUGUAUAACCGACUUUUUGACGAGCGAUUCGGAGAAACAGGCAAUAUCGAACGAAGCGCUAGUAAAGUAGGCGAAAUAAGCGUUCCAGCGGGUAGGAUCUCCUCACCGCUGCCAACUGGCGAUAUUGAGUUUGGUCGAGGUGAAUUAGACCUCUUCGUCUCCUCGCCGCCGCCACCAAUCCUUCCUCCUAAUACCGAACAAAAUCCGAUCGAAGUCUCAGACUAUAUAUCGUCGCCUUAUACCCAAGAGGAAGAGGAGGUUAAACUAGGAUAA
Messenger RNA from Colletotrichum truncatum, 2091 nucleotides. RefSeq lists its product as uncharacterized. NCBI's taxonomy places the organism in Eukaryota, Fungi, Ascomycota, Sordariomycetes, Glomerellales, Glomerellaceae. The record is from RefSeq and is a predicted model, not a curated record.